AUUCUUUCUUCCACACACCUCUCUCUCUCUCUCUCUCUCUCUCUCUAUUUGCUUCCUUCUUUUUCCCCUUGUCAUUUCUCCAUUUCUUGCAAAAAAUACACAGGAAUUCCUCCACAUCCACCACCACGAUAAUAUCAUGUCUGCACCCCAUCAUGAUCACAGUCAUCGAAGAAAAGACUCCACUCCCAUCGAGGGCUCCUCCUCCUCCUCAUCACGAUCCACUUCUCAACAACAGCAAGCACCUCAACCCCUCAGCCGAUACGAGUCCCAGAAACGCCGCGACUGGAACACUUUCGGACAGUACUUGAAGAACCAAUCACCCCCAGUGUCACUCUCUCAUUGCAAUUGCAACCACGUCCUCGAUUUCCUCCGCUACUUGGAUCAGUUCGGAAAGACUAAGGUUCACUUACACGGUUGCGUCUUCUUUGGGCAGCCUGACCCGCCUGCCCCGUGCACCUGCCCUCUCAGGCAGGCAUGGGGUAGUCUGGAUGCGCUGAUCGGACGCCUCCGUGCUGCCUACGAGGAGCAUGGAGGGUCCCCGGAGACAAACCCUUUUGGGAAUGGAGCUAUUCGGGUUUACUUACGUGAAGUGAAGGAGUGUCAGGCUAAAGCAAGAGGGAUUCCGUACAAGAAGAAGAAGAAGAGGAACGGUCAGCUUAAGGCAAUUAACGAGGGUACUCUGAAGCAGAUCACGUCUUGAAUCAGUUCCUUUGGCAUUCUGAUGGAGAUUAUUAAACGUUUUCUCUGCAGAAUCACUACAAGAUCUCAAUUGGAUGCAUAUAUAUGGACGAUGGAUAUCGAAAUGGUGCAAUAUUUAUAGAAGACUCAUCUCUUCAUCAUAUAUAAUGUAUUAAUUCCCCCUCUCUGAAAAAUAUAGUUCUAGCUAGCUAGUUUACGUUAAAUAAUGUUCACUGCGUACGUAAAGCUAGCUCAAUGGUUUGUAUUUUAAGUGGUAGCAAUCGACACUUUAAUUUCUAAAUUCUAGUUAUCCCGGACAUUUUCAUAUCAAGUACGUCGUUACAGCUCCCAUAAAAUAAACAGGUACAAGAGUAUUUUGCUGA
Molecule: messenger RNA, 1061 nt
Organism: Pyrus x bretschneideri (Chinese white pear)
Lineage: Eukaryota; Viridiplantae; Streptophyta; Magnoliopsida; Rosales; Rosaceae
Product: protein LIGHT-DEPENDENT SHORT HYPOCOTYLS 10
Exons: 2
Coding region: 137-700 (187 amino acids)
Biological process (GO): response to light stimulus; mRNA transcription
Cellular component (GO): nucleus
Source: RefSeq, a predicted model, not a curated record